GGUCCGGUUCUAAUCAGUUCUUAUGGUACGUAACUCUUCACGCUACCAGGAAAACGUCCUUGGCCGAAUCCUGGAAGAUUCUGCAACAACUUGAACACUUUUUUAAAAAAGUGACAAAAACGAGAACAGACAGUGACUUACUCAAAGAUUUCCACUUCAGACAAACAAACUGAAGGUAUAUAAAGUCUGUGUUUCCAUCUCUGAGACAUCCUGUGAGCAGAAACUGCUGCUGGAACAGACUCUUCAACUAAUCAUCAAAACAAGAUGGCUGCAGGUCUUGUCUUCACUCUGCUUCUUGGUCUGAGCUUUGGACUCUGGGAUGGAGCUGAUGCAUAUCAAAUGGAAGUUGCCGACUGUAACGAGUGUUCUCCUGGUUGGGCUUGGUGUGACGGUCGAUGUUUCCUGUAUGUAAAAAAAAAAAUGACAUGGGCUAAAGCUGAGAGAUUCUGCCUCUCAUUGGAUGGACAUCUGGCCUCAUUGACCAGUACAAAUGACUACAACUUCAUCAGAGAGUAUAUCUACAAUACAACUAAACAACACACAGAAACUUGGGUUGGAGGUCAUGAUUCAGUAGAGCAUGACUACUGGAUGUGGAGUGAUGGUUCCAGGUUUGUGUUUCAUAACUGGGGCCUCAGUGAGCCAAACAACUUUGGUGGAAACGAAAAAUGCAUGAACAUCAAUGUGGAAGGAAACGACCAUGUGAAUGAUGAUACCUGUUCCAAGAAGUUUUCCUUCGUCUGUGCCAAACCCCUGUAACCUUCUUAUACCUUUUAAUCUGAAAUGCCCAUAUGGCUUUCCUGCUGGUGAUGUCACUUCCACCUGGAUGUCAAGCCUCGAUGACAUCACUGCUGGAAGAACCUGAAUUCACUUCAUUUAAAUAAAUAUUUUCUUUCUCUGAAA
This is a messenger RNA of Gambusia affinis (western mosquitofish), 900 nucleotides long. Its product is annotated as ladderlectin-like. The record is from RefSeq and is a predicted model, not a curated record. Gene Ontology annotation, molecular function: signaling receptor activity. The transcript has 7 exons. The coding region runs from base 265 to 756 and encodes 163 amino acids. Lineage: Eukaryota; Metazoa; Chordata; Actinopteri; Cyprinodontiformes; Poeciliidae.